Molecule: messenger RNA, 2069 nt
Organism: Orcinus orca (killer whale)
Lineage: Eukaryota; Metazoa; Chordata; Mammalia; Artiodactyla; Delphinidae
Gene: PLEKHB1
Product: pleckstrin homology domain containing B1
Exons: 8
Coding region: 198-869 (223 amino acids)
Biological process (GO): regulation of cell differentiation
Cellular component (GO): membrane
Source: RefSeq, a predicted model, not a curated record
GAGGGCGGGGCCCCGAGGCAGCUAGACCCCGGGCGCAGCCUGGGGAGUGAACAGCCCCGGGCGCUCUGGGGCGCACAAAGCGCAGGCGCAGCGGGUUGGGAGGCCGCAGCACCAAGUAGCGGCCGUUUUGGCAGCAGCGUCGCAACAGGUGUAGACAGGUUCCGCCUGACUCUGCCCUGGAAAGUCCUUUUGAGGAAAUGGCCCUGGUGAGGGGCGGCUGGCUGUGGAGACAGAGCUCCAUCCUCCGCCGCUGGAAGCGGAAUUGGUUUGCCCUGUGGCUGGAUGGAACCCUGGGCUACUACCAAGAUGAGACUGCGCAGGAUGAGGAGGACCGCGUGCUCAUCCGCUUCAACGUCCGAGACAUAAAGAUAGGCCAAGAGUGCCACGAUGUGCAGCCCCCAGAGGGCAGAAGCCGAGAUGGCCUGCUGAUCGUGAACCUACGAGAGGGUGGCCGCCUGUACCUGUGUGCAGAGACCCAGGAUGAUGCCAUAGCAUGGAAGACGGCACUGCUGGAGGCGAACUCCACCCCGGCCCCAGCUGGAGCCACCGUCCCUCCCAGGAGCCGCCGGGUUUGCCCCAAGGUCAGGUGUGUGACCUGCUCGUGGAGCCCCUGUAAUGUUGAGAGGCGGAUCUGGGUGCGCAUCUACAGCCCAUACCAGAACUACUAUGGGGUGGUGCCCCCCAACGGUCACGAGGCCACAUAUGUCCGCAGCUACUAUGGACCGACCUAUGGCCCCGGCGUGACGCACGUAGUGGUCCGGGAGGAUCCUUGCUACAGCGCGGGCGCCCCCCUGGCCAUGAGCAUGCUUGCGGGAGCCGCCACAGGUGCAGCACUCGGCUCGCUCAUGUGGUCGCCCUGCUGGUUCUGAGCCCUGGACCCUGCGCGUAGACCAGAAAGACCCCUUUCCUGCUUGGUCCCACCCUCCACCAUCCAAACCCUGUCCCACUUGGCCCCUUAGUUUCCAUUAGCCCCUUCUGGGCUCGGAUCGUUCCUCCCACUCCCCACCCUCACCCUGCACAUCAGAAGAAGCUAUCAUCCCAGGCACAAACAUAGCUCAAAUUUCUUUUAUCUACUGCUAGACAUCCCAGAAAUCCGUUAUAGACACAUAUGUUUCCCCCAAACACGCCAGGACACAGAAAAUGCAACUCAUGGGUCUUCAAGUUGCCCAGGCACUGGAGACACAGGAAUCAGGUUCUUUCCCCUGGCAACUCCAAGCUUGGUGCGGCAGACUGGAGUAAACAAACACUUUACAAGGUGGAGUUAUCAGUCUUUUGACAGUAUGACGGCAAAAAGUGAGGAAGGUAGGCUAGGAGUAAAGUUGUUGGCAAGAGUGCAGAGCCGUGAACAUAACGGCACAUCCAAAGAAUUGAAUGGGAGUUCAUUUGGGCUGGGGUGUGGGCAGGGGUCAGAUCAUGAUGGCCCUUCAGGCUAAGGAGGUUGCUGGCUAAGGGGGAGGUGUGAGCUUUUUGGAGGGAAGUUUCAUGAUUGCACCAUAAUGAAUAUAUUGCCUGUUUUAAUUCCCAAACCCAAAACACUCCCUGAGUUUAGCCUCAUCCUUCCCAGCUACCAAAUUUCUGGAUCCUUUGUUCCUUCAGUGUUCAGAAAGCACCUGUUUUCCAUGUCAAGGUGCCUGGGGCAGCAAUUGAGCUGAACCUGGGGUCCUCUUCCUGGGGGGCAGGUGAGCUCUCUUUGUGACUCGCCCUAGGCUGGUGCCUCCAUCAAGAAAUGCAUUUCUGUUCCCCAAAAGCUUGGCCCCCUAUCCAUAGCUGUAGCUAUCAGCAUCUCAGGCUUUGUCUCUUCCUUCACUCUUGGGGAGAUGGCAGUGUUCACCUCUGGGACCUGGUCCACCUUUGUCUCAGUCCUGAAGGCCCCACAUGUGCCUCCCUGCAGGUGGCCCAGCAGUCUCCCCAUUUGGUCCCCUUCUAGUCUCCUCUCCCAUCCUGUCCCAAUCACUAGUAGAAAUGCUAACAUCCCUGCCCAGUAGCCAGAGUAGCCUGCUAAAGUUCCCUUGUAGAUAGGGGCUCCAGUUGCCCUAUUGCAGAGACUAAUAAAGGUGUGGUUGGCUCUA